This is a messenger RNA of Sarcophilus harrisii (Tasmanian devil), 1471 nucleotides long. RefSeq names its product ephrin A1 (gene EFNA1). Bases 154 to 774 code for a protein of 206 amino acids. Gene Ontology annotation, biological process: ephrin receptor signaling pathway; axon guidance. Gene Ontology annotation, cellular component: plasma membrane. The transcript has 5 exons. NCBI's taxonomy places the organism in Eukaryota, Metazoa, Chordata, Mammalia, Dasyuromorphia, Dasyuridae. The record is from RefSeq and is a predicted model, not a curated record. Gene Ontology annotation, molecular function: ephrin receptor binding.
GGGCUACAAGGCCAGAGUAGUUUGCGCGUUCCUGGACUGCCGCCACAGGAAAGCACCCGAGCUCCGGACUCUUAAGAGAUUUCCCCCACUCUCUUCAUACCCAGCCCGAGCUGGCCCAGUCUGGUCCGGCCCGGCCCGGCUAGGCGCCACGUUAUGGAGUUACUGUGGGUUCCCCUCUUGGGCUUAUGUUGCAGUUUGGCCUCCGCUGACCGACACACCGUCUUCUGGAACAGCUCAAACCCCAAAUUUCAGAAUGAAGAUUACACAGUCCAUGUCCAACUAAAUGAUUACUUGGACAUCAUCUGUCCACAUUAUGAGGAUGAGUCUGUGGCUCCAGAUUCCAUGGAGCGUUAUACACUGUAUCUAGUGGAGCAUGAGGAAUAUCAAGAGUGCCAGCCUCAAUCCAAGGAACAAGUUCGAUGGCAAUGUAACCAGCCCAAUGCCCGGCAUGGUCCUGAGAAGUUAUCUGAGAAGUUCCAACGAUUUACCCCCUUUACUUUGGGAAAGGAAUUCAAAGAAGGACACAGCUACUACUAUAUUUCCAAACCCCUUCAUCACCAUGGCGACCAGUGCCUGAGAUUGAAAGUGACUGUCGGUGGCAAAAUCACUCACAGUCCCCAGGUGGAUGCCAGUUCACAGAAUGAGAAUCGACUUCCAGCAGAUGAUGCAAAUGUCCAGGUCCUGCAUAGUGUUGGACACAGUGCUGCCCCUCGGACCUUUCCAAUUGCCUGGGUUGUGCUGCUUCUGCCCCUCAUACUGCUUCAUACCCCCUGAGGGUGAGCAUCCAUCCCAGCUUUUGAGGACUAGAACUGGGCUGGGGAAAGAGGGGCUAACUGCCCCUUUCCAAGGGAGAAAACUGGAAUUCUCUGCCCAAGGAACUCGCGUAGUACAAACCUGCCACCCUGGUGGAAUGGGUCAGUAUUAGGGGUGCCAGAAAAGAUUGGCAGUGCCAACUUGUCCUGCCCCCAUGGUUGAGACGACACAGAUCUCUUCAUUUCUCCUGUUUUGCCAAAGAUCAAGAAUGAAAUUAACCAAGGGCAGCUUCUCCUCUUAGAAGUAGGAAGCUUAUGGAUGGACCCGGGGGAUGCACUCUAUGGAAGAACCAAUAGUGCCCAAGACGGAAGUCUAAAGGAACAGAAAGAGAAACUGAGCUUUUCAUGUGGGAGGGGGAAGAUGGGGAGAAGGAAGCAUUUUGGGUGCGCCGAGUCUGCCUUCCCUACACACUCACAUACAAUUCCAUCUGUAAUGCCAUAUUGGCAAAAGGUUACAGCUUGGGCUCUCCUAAUUCAGAGCCACCCCUCCGGGGGCUAUCUCAGAGCAAUGCCAGACAGUCAAGGAGGGGCAGGGCCCCAACAUGUGCUGUGUAGAAGGGCAGUGCCCAUUGUGUAUGUAUGUAUAUGUAUAUAUAUUUGUGUAUAAAAUCUCUCCCUGGAGAGAUUUCUACAAUUAAAGUUGUUGUUUUUACAUAAGU